AUGAGUGGAAUAGGAAAGACAACCAUAGCUAAAAAAAUGUUUGCCAAGAACUUUGCCCAUUAUGAUAAUGUGUGUUUCUUGGAAAAUGUAAGCGAAGAAACAGAAAAGUUUGGACAAAUGUAUGUUCGUAAUAAGCUUCUUAGUGAGCUACUGAAGCGAGAAAUUACUGCAUCUAACGUUCAUGGACAACACACAUUCAUUAAGAGGAGGCUCAGUGGUAAAAAAAGUUUUAUUGUACUUGAUGAUGUUGAUAAUGCUACACAAUUAGAUGAUUUGUGUGGAGUACUUGACGACCUUGGACAUAACAGUAGACUCAUUAUCACAACGAGAAACAAAGAUAUUCUUAGUGAAAAAGUUGAUAAGAUAUAUGAGGUCACACUAUGGAAGCUUAAAGACUCUCUAAAGCUUUUUAGCUUAGGAGCCUUCCGGCAAAGCUAUCCCAGAGAGGGUUACGAGCGUAUCUCGGAAAGGGCAGUUGAAUAUGCAGGAGGUGUUCCAUUAGCUUUAAAAGUUUUGGGUUUACAUUUUAAAUCAAAAAAACCAAAAUCUUGGGUAUCUGAGUUGAAUGAUUAUGAGAACAAAGGAGAAACCUUCCCCGGGUAUUCAAAAAGUGUUACAGCUAAGUUAUAA
Messenger RNA from Vicia faba (fava bean), 630 nucleotides. NCBI's taxonomy places the organism in Eukaryota, Viridiplantae, Streptophyta, Magnoliopsida, Fabales, Fabaceae. The record is from the annotation of a GenBank genome assembly.